Molecule: messenger RNA, 1434 nt
Organism: Pichia kudriavzevii
Lineage: Eukaryota; Fungi; Ascomycota; Pichiomycetes; Pichiales; Pichiaceae
Exons: 1
Coding region: 1-1434 (477 amino acids)
Biological process (GO): glycolytic process; glucose 6-phosphate metabolic process; intracellular glucose homeostasis
Cellular component (GO): cytosol; mitochondrion
Molecular function (GO): mannokinase activity; ATP binding; glucokinase activity
Source: RefSeq, a predicted model, not a curated record
AUGACAAACUCCAAACUAGAUUUAUACACUGAAAAGCUUCACAAAGACUUUCAUGUCUCUACUGUUAGCUUGCACAAGAUUAUUGACUAUUUCAUCGAAGAACUGGACAGAGGUUUACAGGAUGGUACCGAUCCAUUGGGUAUUCCAAUGAAUGUUGCUUGGGUCAUGGAAUACCCAACAGGUGACGAAACGGGCGACUACCUAGCUCUGGAUAUGGGAGGUACCAAUUUGAGGGUCGUUAUUGUCCAUUUGAAGGGUAAAGGUCAGAUGGAAACGGAUCAAGCUUUCUACAAAUUACCAGACGGUAUUCGUACGGUCAAGGAUAGAAACGUUCUGUUUGAUUUUAUGGCAGAAAAACUAGAUCAAUUCUUGAAGGAUAAACACCCUGAAGGCAUUCCAGAAAACAAGGUCUUCCCAUUAGGGUUUACUUUUUCUUACCCGGCAACCCAGAGCCGUAUCAACUCCGGUGUCUUACAAAGAUGGACUAAAGGUUUUGAUAUUCCAGGCGUUGAAGGUGAAGAUGUUGUUCCUUUGUUAACUGAAAAGUUAAAGGAAAGAAAUGUUCCAAUUAAGAUUGUUGCUUUGAUCAACGAUACCUGUGGUACUUUAGUUGCUUCUAGAUAUGUUGAUCCUUUGACUGAAAUGGGUUGUAUCUUUGGUACGGGUGUUAACGGUGCUUACUACGAAAAAGUAUCAAAUAUUACCAAAUACAAAGGUAGAUUCCCUAAGGAUAUUCCUGAGGAUUCCCCAAUGCUGAUCAACUGUGAGUACGGUUCCUUUGACAAUGCACAUAAGGUUAUCCCACGUACUAGAUUUGAUAUUACUAUCGACGAAACUUCCCCAAGACCUGGCCAGCAAACUUUUGAGAAAAUGACGGCAGGAUUCUACUUGGGUGAUUUGUUAAGGUUGACACUAUUGGAAGCUUACACUGAAGGUAUCACCUUUGAAGAUGCGCCUGCUGAAUUUGUCAAGUGUCUCAAUACUCCACAGUGUAUUGACGCUUCCUUUCUUUCUCGUAUAGAACUUGACGAGUCUGAUGAUUUGGUCACUGCUAAAAAGUUAUUUGCAGAUGAAUUCAAGUAUCCUAAUGCAACGACGGACGAAGUUAAAUUUGCCAAGGCUGCUGCCCAAUUGAUCAGCAACAGAGCUGCAAGAUUGUCAAUCUGUGGUGUUGCUGCUGUUUGUAAGAAACGUGGCUACAAGAAAUGUCAUAUUGCAGCUGAUGGCUCUGUUUACCUGAAAUAUCCUAACUUUGCUAGUCGUGCAGCCGAAGGCCUUGCUGACGUUUUUGGUUGGGGCCACGAAAUGCCACAAAGUGAACAUCCUAUUAGAAUUGUCACUGCCUUGGAUGGUUCUGGUGUUGGUGCUGCCAUUAUUGCUGCACUUGCUCACAAGAGGGAAGUUGCGGGCCUCUCCCUAGGUUUAGAAGAUUAA